AGCAAUAAGUUUGCUUUGUAGGUUUUUUUAAUUUUUUGUGGGCGAUGGGUGUUCAGGGUUUGUGGGAUAUUCUACAAGAAGUUAAAACCACAAAAAAGUUGUGUGAUUUAAAAGACCGGACGUACGCUGUUGACCUAGCUACAUGGAUUUGCGAAGCGGAGUCGGUUGCCGCGUUAAAACAUGCCAUUGCCAAGCCCUACUUAAGAAAUCUAUUUUUUCGUGUGAUCACAUUUACGAGAAAUGGGACUCGCCUGAUUUUCGUAACGGACGGAAAAGCGCCAGAAUUGAAAUGGAAAACAAUGGCACACAGAAUGGAUGUUAGGCAAGAAGUACAAAAAGGAACGAAUGUUUCACAUGGGUCAAGAAGUCGUUUGAAUGCUCGAUUUAAUGAGUGUUGCCAGUUGCUUGACCAGCUGGGAAUUCCUUGGAUAAAAUCAGAGGGUGAAGCAGAAGCAACAUGUGCAGCACUGAAUAGUGUUGGAGUGGUUGAUGGCUGUAUGACAAAUGACAGCGACACAUUUUUGUAUGGAGCAAAAUCCGUUUAUCGAAAUUUGUCAAUGACAACAGAUAGAAAUGAUAUUGAUGUUGAGUGUUACGAACUGUGUGAUAUCGAAUCUAAAUUACAACUCAACAGGAAGUCUCUUAUUGCCCUCGGACUUCUGCUCGGUUGUGAUUAUUCACCACAAGGAGUUCCUGGAGUUGGCAAGAAACAAGCAAUUAUGUUGUUAUCCUCCUGGAAAAACAUAGAUCCUUUAGAAAAAUUGAAAGCUUGGAAAUCUGAAAGUGUUUUAAGUCCUACUGUAACAAAGAAACCAACACAUUGUUCUGCAUGCAGCCAUAUAGGUUCGAAACGUGAUCAUAAAAAAAACGGUUGUGACAUUUGUGGUUCUGAAUGUGGAAGUGAAACAGCUUUACCAGUUGACUGUUCAUGUGAAUGGCAUGUACUUGAAAAUGAACAACGGAAGCACAACUUGGAAAAUGGAAUAAAGAAAAAGGCUUUACUGGUGGAAAACUUUCCCGACCCGAAAAUCAUCCGAGAGUUCACUCGCAACAAACUUGGAAGUCAACCUUUAAACCACUUGUCACCACGACAACCAACACUCUUUGGUGCGGUCCAGUAUCUAUGCGAAAAAUUAGAAUGGCAAGUGAAAUAUGCAGUGGACAAAGUUCUACCUUUAUUGACUUAUUGGUUGAUGCAAAAUGAAGGAACAAUCAAUGAGAUUUCUUUUCAACGCAUCGUGCGUACUCGCAUUAAAGACCGUGUCCCGUCGUUCGAGGUGAAGUGGUUCCUGUCGGGAAUUGAUGACGUCACAGAGGCCGUCACGCUCGAGCCACAAGAGUUGGUGACGAAGAAGUUUCCAGAAGCUUCCAAAAAUUUUUUCGCUGAACAGCAAGCAAAGAAAAAGAAAACUAAAUCGAAAGGUGCCAAACAACAGAAGAUACCAGCUGCCAAAAUGACAGACUUUUACAAAAUAACAAAAACAACGGAAUUAACGUCAAAACCUUUAAUUACAAAAGGCAAUGACCUGAAAAAUACGUCAACAACGCCUACAGCUGCCAACACGGCGGCAAAAAACUCAGAAAUAUCUCCCAUUCAAUCCGAAUACGUUAAAAAUGAUCUUAAACGAAGUUCCCGCCCAACUUCGUCGUGUACCGUGGUUAGCAAAAGCAAUGACGACGAUGACGUCAUUUUUGUGAGCGAAUCCAGCCCCGCAAAACAAGACCUUGAUGUGUUGCACUUAAUCGAAUCUGUGGCGUCUUUCAAAAUUACAAGCGAUGAAAGUGAACCAGUGGCGUCUCCAGUCUCAGUUAGCCAACAGACACUCCCAUUCAGAGACCUUACCAAUGCAAGAGAAACAGAGACGGCGACCAAAACCUGCGAACUUACUUUUCCAGACGAAUCCUUUGACAUUAAUUUCUCUCUAGGUGGUUUACACACACCCUGUAAAGCGACAAAUCCGCACAGUGUAGACGACAGUUUUGAUCUUUUCUCAAGGUCGCCAUUACAGCCUACUAGCACUGUGUCUAACGUGACCAAACCCUCCCCUGCCAAAAGUCAAGUUUCGGCGUCACCCGUUACCCCGUGUAUAUUGCCACCGAAGUCGCCCCCCAGUCCAGUGUUUAUGACUCUGGCUGAACGGCUUCGACUGAGAGCAUCAGGUUCAUCGAACUAAUCUAAACAUUUACGCAAAAACUUUUGCACUUUAUAUUAAAUAACCUGCUGAUGCUGCUCGUCUGCAAAAGUUGAUUUGUAUGACAAUUUCAACUUUGUUUAUACGUAAAAUUAAAAGUACUUAACAAUAUAAAAA
Ciona intestinalis (vase tunicate) is the source of this 2309-nucleotide messenger RNA. The record is from RefSeq and is a predicted model, not a curated record. Lineage: Eukaryota; Metazoa; Chordata; Ascidiacea; Phlebobranchia; Cionidae.